Scylla paramamosain (green mud crab) is the source of this 4558-nucleotide messenger RNA. RefSeq names its product phosphorylase b kinase gamma catalytic chain, skeletal muscle/heart isoform-like (gene PhKgamma). The coding region runs from base 162 to 1376 and encodes 404 amino acids. Gene Ontology annotation, cellular component: phosphorylase kinase complex. Lineage: Eukaryota; Metazoa; Arthropoda; Malacostraca; Decapoda; Portunidae. Gene Ontology annotation, biological process: glycogen biosynthetic process; protein phosphorylation. The record is from RefSeq and is a predicted model, not a curated record. Gene Ontology annotation, molecular function: phosphorylase kinase activity; ATP binding; calmodulin binding. The transcript is spliced from 12 exons.
UCAUGUACUUCCUCUUAAUCACAUUGAAUUAUAGUUAGACAUAAAAGAUGACGGUUAAUUUGAAUUACAUGCCUCUUCGGGCAUUACAUAAGUGGCAUACCAUCAUGUACUGGGACUCCUGCAUACUGUGAGGGCUUAGCGGCCGUGAAGAGUGAGCAACCAUGGCGGUGGACGAUGAUGUGGAUGUGCUGCCUGACCGUGAUGCAGCAAAGGGCUUCUAUGCCAAAUAUGAGCCCAAAGAGGUGCUGGGCCGUGGUGGUUGCUCUGUAGUACGUCGAUGUAUUGAAAAGGAGACUGGCCAGCAGUAUGCUGCUAAGAUCAUCGACCUGAGUGACUCCUCAGAUGAAGGCGUGUAUGAAGCCACCAAGAGGGAGAUUGAGGUGCUGCGCAUGGUGGCUGGUCACCCAUAUAUCAUUGAGUUGCAUGAUGUGUUUGAGUCAUCAACAUUCAUCUUCUUGGUGUUUGAAUUGUGUGAGCAUGGUGAAUUGUUUGAUCACCUUACUACCGUUGUGACCCUCUCAGAAAAGAAGACAAAGGUCAUUAUGCGGCAGCUGUUUGAAGCACUGGCACACGUUCAUGGUAAGGGCAUCGUCCAUCGUGACCUCAAGCCUGAGAACAUCCUCCUGGAUGACAACUACAACAUCAAACUGACAGACUUUGGAUUUGCCAAAGUGCUGCCUCCUGGCGAGACUUUGACAGAGCUGUGUGGCACCCCUGGUUACCUGGCCCCUGAAUUGCUUCGCUGCAACAUGAUGGAGGGGGCGCCUGGGUAUGCCCACCAGGUGGACCUAUGGGCAUGUGGCGUCAUCAUGUACACCCUACUGGUGGGCUGUCCACCUUUCUGGCACCGCAAGCAGAUGGUGAUGAUCCGCAACAUAAUGGAGGGGAAGUACUCUUUCAACACCCCAGAAUGGGAGGACAUAACAGAUACUCCAAAGGAUCUUAUCUCCAAGUUGCUCGUGGUGGAGCCAGCACAGCGUAUUUCUGUCCAGGAAGCCCUCACCCAUGACUUCUUCCAGAUCUUGCCUCCCCGGAGUCGCAUCCUUGUCGCCACCAUUGAGAAGAAGCAAUACAAAGGACGCCCCUUCAACGCAAGGAAGAUGUUCCAAUUUGGUGCCCUGUGUGUGCGGUCUGUUAUCAGGAUCCAGCGGCUGCGCUACACUCCUGAACCAGUGUCCCUGGCAGUGACCCGGGUAGAUCCAUACAGGGUAAAGGCACUUCGCAAGGUCAUAGACAACUGCGCCUUCCGAGUGUAUGGUCACUGGGUGAAGAAGGGUGAAGGUCAGGACCGUGCAGCUCUUUUCCAGAAUUCACCUAAGAUUGACUUCUCACCUCGCACCCCUAUCAGCCCUCCUCUCAUACUGAGCAGGGCAUAACAGUGUUCUCUCCAUACAAAAUAGCACCAUAUUAACUGUUUAGGAAUUUGAUAAAAAUGGUCUCUCCUCAUUACCAAACAAGACAAGCUUUCCUUCAUAUGAGAUAAAACAGGCAACAACAAAACAGACAACACUUGAUUCCUCCUGCCUUGUGCAAAACAAAUUCAAGCUUUCUUCCUCUACCAGACAACCAAAGACCUUCUUGUACACAAAAAAGUAUCUUUUCUUCACAAGGCAAGACAUGCCUUCCCUUACAGUAGCCUAGUAAAAUAUUCCCUUGUAGAAAACAAGAUUAGCUAUCUUUUUGCACAAUAUACCCAUACAAUUCAAAAUAAGUUGUAUAAUGAGUAACUGUGCUUAACUAGAAAGACAAUUGGUCCUAACACUAUACAGAACAGAUGAUACAUUUUGUCCUCUGCCAGUACAAAAUAAGCAAAUCCUCAUUGACAUGCCAAAUAAGAAGACAAAGACAAGAUAAGCCAGCAAAUUUCCAUAGCCAAACAACUCAUGAUUAACCUUCCUUCAAACAGACAAGAUGAGACAGCAACUCUACCUCACACAGACCUGACAGUAACUUUGCCUCAUACAGACAAAAUAAGGUAGUAACUCCCCUUCUGUCAGCCAAGGCAGGACGACAUAAGAUAACAGUUAACUUUCCCUCACCCAGACGAGACAAGGUACAUACAUACUGACUCUCCUUUCUUUUACACAAACAACAGAAGACAAGGCUGAACAGUGACUCUCCCCACAAACAGGCAGUACAGCAGUAACUCCUAACACAGACAAGAGAAUACAUUAACUCUCCCUUAUACAUAAAAGACAAGGUGUUUCCUCAUUAUUGACAGGUGAUCAGUCAUGUUUGGUGAGUGAGUAGCAUGACCAUGAGUACUGAUGAGUGAGUGACUACUAUCAAGAUAUUUGCACAAAGAAGUUUUUAUGUUUGAAAAAUAUUCAUCUAUUACACAGUAGCUUUUGCUGUGUUUUCAUAUAUAUAUAUAUAUAUAUAUAUAUAUAUAUAUAUAUAUAUAUAUAUAUAUAUAUAUAUAUAUAUAUAUAUAUAUAUAUAUAUAUAUAUAUAUAUAUAUUCAUUCAAGCCAGUGUCAGACAUGUUGAUUGAGCAAUUGAACCAAUGGACAAUUAAACCAGUGGACAAAUAAUAUCAACCAGUGAACAUUAGAACCAGUGGCAAUUCAACCAAUGGAAAACUGAACUAGCGACAGUUGAACCACUUUAUUGGGAAAUGCAUUUUUGUAGUAAAAUAAUUUGUAUCAGUGGACACAAAAGUACUCUGGUUAAUUUAUCAUCAUCAUUUUUAUAUUAUUAUUUUCCUCAAGUCUACUGGUUGAAUUGUGACUAGUUCAGCUGUGCUUGAACCAUCAUUCACUAUCCUAGAAGUGUUAUUUAAUAUUUAAUGUGCUGACAAGUUAUGUUUGGGAGUUAUGAUUUGCUGGUUUGAAGUCUUGUAAAUUAUUGUAUAUCAUCUUCUGUAUAUAAUUUAUUUUCUUUCAUUUUAUGUCAUUUUAAAUUGUUGAAAAUAUUUAUUUUAAUGAAUACAGUAUUAUUAUUAAGUGAAGACAUUUAUUUUGUGUGAUUUUUUCUUCCAAUAUUCAACAAUGUAUUGUUACUCCCUUAAACUGAAUCCAGUAUUGCUUUUGAGUAACUAGAUGUUAUGGACACUAUUAAGACAUGUAUUGAUACAUUCUUUGAAAAGAAACAAUCCUUCCUUACACCGAAGAAGAUAGUUCAAUACCUGUUAGCCCAGUAGGGUUGAGAAUAUAGGAUAAGUCAAGUGUCCAGGAUAUUGUAGGCUGCUCUGGAACAGGUGCAGAGAAACGUAAAUUCAAGCUACAAAGUGCGUCUCUCUCUCUCUCUCUCUCUCUCUCUCUCUCUCUCUCUCUCUCUCUCUCUCUCUCUCUCUCUCUCUCUCUCUCUCUCCCCACUUGGCCUUCCACCUCUUCUGAUUUUUGGAGGAUUAAAUUAAUGGCAUGUAGAAAGCUUCCAUAUGAAGGGCGGCGGUUGACUUAAAGGAAGGUGAUCUUUAUAUAGAACGAUUCUCAACUUUCGGCUUUGCGCCUUCCUCGACCCCAGUGAUGACAUUACUGGGGUCCGUUUAUUUACAUCGUUCUUUUUCAAAAUGACCAUCAGAAAAAAUAACCUAGACUCGUUUGCUUUAUAUAUUCUGACUUGUCAUAUACUUUAACUAAUACAGUGAAUAUCAAAACAUUUAAAACCUGAAUAAUAAUAAAUAUAUAUAAAAAAAAAAAAAAAAACGGAAAAUCAUGAAAUCUUGACACCAUUAAAACCAUUGAAAUGUCUACCCAUUUUAACUUAUCAAAAAUGAAAAACACUGAAAAAUAUUAACUGUUUUGCAAAUAUAUAUAUAUAUAUAUAUAUAUAUAUAUAUAUAUAUAUAUAUAUAUAUAUAUAUAUAUAUAUAUAUAUAUAUAUAUAUAUAUAUAUAUAUAUAUAUCACAAUAAAAAAAAAAAUAACCGUAUUUUUAGAAACCAUAAAAAAAAAAAAAAACAGACUCCAAAAUCAAACAAAAAUUAAACAUAAGAAACUCGACAGGCUACGACAUAAUACAUCCAACCCAUCAUUGUGGUGACCGAUUUGUUCCAGUUGAUCGUCAACAGCCGCCCUUCAUUUGGAAACUAUUAUAUACCAAUAAGAUAAUCCACUAAGGAUCAGAAGAGAUGGAAGGCUUAUUGGAGAAAGGGCACGCACUGGUUCCAUAACUAUGUAGCUCGAGUUUACCAUGAUGGCAAACACCAUAGAAUACCAAAAAUUAUCUUUUGAUUGGUGGGACUGCCGAAUCAGUUUAUUUUCUGGCCUGCUAUUUUUAAAAAUAUGUAAGAUGAACAGGAGAUUGCUGUAAGGUCUUGGUUUGAACCCAAAUUGGAUGGUCAAAGACAAGUGGCUUACUUUGUUCGGGGAAAAAAAAAAAAAAAAAAACAUGCGAUGUAUACCAAAAAGAACUGUGUUGUCGGUAUUAUUUUUUUUCCUUUAUUAUAGAUCAAUCCAUUGUUAUUAUGGUGUGUAGCGGCUUGCAACCGCAGUGAAGUUGGAAAGGGUAGAGACGUUAGAGGUUCUCUUCUUUCACGCCGAAAUCUUCGUUCACAUGACAUAAAAUAUGGACAGUUGUUAUUGUUAUUACUUCUUGAAAAUAAAUGGUAUAUCUAUG